This is a messenger RNA of Raphanus sativus (radish), 718 nucleotides long. RefSeq names its product LOB domain-containing protein 3. NCBI's taxonomy places the organism in Eukaryota, Viridiplantae, Streptophyta, Magnoliopsida, Brassicales, Brassicaceae. The coding region runs from base 64 to 573 and encodes 169 amino acids. The transcript is spliced from 2 exons. The record is from RefSeq and is a predicted model, not a curated record.
UCUAAAGUCUUCUUCUCCUCUUGAUCAUUUUACUUUCAAGUCUCAAAAAACUGUUUCUUCUAAAUGAGACGAAAGGGUCACAGUCACGGAGCAGUGUCGCCUUGUGCUGCUUGUAAGCUUCUCCGGCGAAAAUGUGUGAAAGACUGCGUCUUUGCUCCAUAUUUCCCGGCUAAAGAGCCUUACAAGUUUGCCAUUGUCCACAAGAUUUUCGGUGCUAGUAAUGUCAAUAAGAUGUUGCAGGUGCUGUCCGAGAACCACCGGAGCGACGCCGUGAAUUCGAUUGUGUACGAGGCCAACGCGAGGGUGCAGGAUCCUGUGUACGGAUGUGUAGGAAUAAUAUCUUCGUUGCAGAGACAACUCGAGACUCUCCAAACUCAGCUCGCUUUUGCUCAGGCCGAACUGGUUCAUAUGAAGACGCUCCACCGUAUUGAGUCUAUUGACACUAAACCGCCGCCCUACAUGGCGAGUGGCAUUAGUCUUCCGGCGAACAAAGACUUAUCUAAUGACGUCGACAUGGUCGACAUGGCCUUUGUGUACGAGAAUGGUGCCGGAGAGUCCCUUUGGUUGUGCUAGCUUUAGCCUGAUCUUAUCCUUGCAAUGGUUUUUUCAAAAAAAAUGAUAAGAUUAUAUCCUAUAUAGCUUGUAUAACUAAAGUAAAUCAAAGUAGCAAGUAGCAACUAAAGAAUUAAGAUUAUAAACUUUAUUUAUGUGUGCCUUC